This is a messenger RNA of Trematosphaeria pertusa, 990 nucleotides long. RefSeq lists its product as uncharacterized. The record is from RefSeq and is a predicted model, not a curated record. The transcript has a single exon. Bases 223 to 831 code for a protein of 202 amino acids. Lineage: Eukaryota; Fungi; Ascomycota; Dothideomycetes; Pleosporales; Trematosphaeriaceae.
AAGCCCAUCACAGCGCUAUACUUGGAAUGCCCGAAACAGAACAGCGCUACGGCUCACCGGUUCUCGGCCCGCUGACAUAUAUGCUUCCCGCAUCUCCUAUAUCAGAGUGAUUAUAGAUAAGUCGCAGAGCACCACCAUCGAGUCUCUGGUGGAUCCAGCCUCCCGGUACACAAGCCAACUCGCGCUUCUGCUAUCCCUCUUCCUUCUGUUCUGAGCGAGAAAAUGGCAGAUCCUACAGCCAAAGCGACUGUCUGGUCAGAAACACCCACCAGACGCUAUCUCACCACCCCCGCAAGCUUUAUCAAAGUCGCAAUACCUCCUUCCAAUAUGGACGAAUGGAACAAGGCGCCCCUGAACGAGGCGCGCCUUUUGAACGAGCGUGCUGCUCUCGACUUCAUUUCCACACAUACCACAAUUCCGGUGCCCAAGGUCCUAUCUUCUGGCAGAAACAAGGAUGGCCAAGUGUAUCUUGAGACAGAGUGGAUUGACGGCACUUCAUGCGACAAUGCCGAAAACCAGUGCCGGAUGCCAGCAGGCCAGAAGCAUAACGAUGGGGGAAUAUGCUAUACUUGCGGGGAAAUAGCAAUGAGCAAUGUCGCACGGUUCAUUGAGAACCAGGUGCUGCCUCAGCUUAAUUCCCUUCGCUCGACUACGGCGGGGUUUCAGGGCAACAUUAUACCGCCGCCAUUGGUCCUAGAGGACGACAAGAGACUGGAGUGGGUAUCAAAGGGGACGGAGAAGAGGGAUCGUGUCUUCUGUCACGGCGACCUAAUCUACCACAACGUUUUGGUUCACCGGAAGACUCUGCAACCUGUCGCACUUAUCGAUUAGGAGCAUGCUAGUUACUUCGUUCCUGAGCUUCAGAUGUGGUUUAGAUCACGAAAAGAGUACAAUAACCUGUACAACAACAAGGAGCAAAUGCGCAAGAUAACGGCCCUUGUUAAGGCCUAGCGGUAUUUAGCUGCAAUGUGAACCACAUGAGUUCUUGAA